AUGAAAAUUGAUUUGUUUUUCAAGAACCAGAAGUUUCAGAAAUGUGAAAUGGAAUAUGGCGUUUAUGUGCAACACUCUGAUAAUAAUAUGACUCUGAAUUGUAAAGUUGUUGUGACACCAUCAGAAACCAAACAAAAAUUAGAUUAUGACUCUGAUGGUGAUUCUGUUGAUACUACAACUUUCAAACAGUUGGUUGGUUCUCUAAGGUAUUUAUGCAAUACUAGACCUGACAUUUUUUAUGCAGUUGGAUUGUUAGCAGAUUCACGAACAGAACCAGAAUUAGUAAGUUAUUCUGAUUCUGACUGGUGUGGAGACAAAGUCGACAGGAGAAGUACUUCUGGGUACUUGUUUAAAUUUCUGGGAGGUCCCAUUUCCUGGAGUUCCAAGAAGCAUCCUGUCGUGGCUCUGUCAACGUGUGAAGCUGAGUAUAUCGCAGGGGCUAUAUCUGCUUGUCAAGCUGUUUGGCUUCUGAAUCUCUUGCAUGAUUUGAAGGUUGAAGUUGAGGAACCUCUUAAGCUGAUGAUUGAUAAUAAGUCUGCAAUUGAUCUUGCCAAGAAUCCAGUGCUACAUGGAAGAAGCAAGCACAUUGAGACGAAGCAUCAUUUUCUCAGAAGUCAAGUGCAGAAAGGAGUGUUAGAAGUUCUGCACUGCAACAUCCAGAAACAGCUAGCAUAUCUUCUGACGAAGGCAGUUAAGACAUACCAAUUUCUUCGCUUGAGAGAUGAAAUUGAGAGGAUAACUCAUAUUGCAGUUGAGCGUAAUCGAAGAAAACAGAUGAAUGAGUACCUUGUUGUGCUCAGAUCCUUGAUGCCUCGUUCUUAUGUAAAAAGGGAUGAUCAAGCAUCAAUAGUUGGAGGCGCAAUCAACUUCUUAAAAGAACUAGAGCAUAUUAUCCAAUCCAUAAAAGGACAAAAGAAAACAAUAGAACAACAAUCACAUGAAAAUGGAUUCAAUAAUAGCUCAUCAUCACCCUUUGCUGAUUUUUUCAUGUUCCCUCAAUACUCCACGUGUGCACCUCAGAGCAACACGUGCUACCCUGCUAACCCUAAUCAGUCACGUGCCAUGGCAGACGUUGAAGUGACAUUGGUUGAUAGCCAUGUCAAUAUAAAGAUAAUGUUGAAGAAACAACAUGAACAUGUGACGAAGAUGGUUGUUGGGAUUCAAAACCUUGACCUCAAUAUUCUUCACCUCAAUGUUUCUACUCUCGAUCAUUUGGUUCUUGUCUCGGUUAGUGUCAAAGUAGAGGAAGGGUGUGAACUGAAGACGGUGGAUGAAAUUGCAGCUGCUAUGAAUCAACUAUCACUGAAAAUCCAGGCAGAAGCUGUAUUAUAA
This is a messenger RNA of Vicia faba (fava bean), 1332 nucleotides long. The record is from the annotation of a GenBank genome assembly. NCBI's taxonomy places the organism in Eukaryota, Viridiplantae, Streptophyta, Magnoliopsida, Fabales, Fabaceae.